AUGGGUUACGACAAGACUGACGAGCUCUGCAUCAACACCAUCCGGACCCUCGCCGUCGAUGCCACCUUCCAGGCCAAUUCAGGCCAUCCGGGCGCCCCGAUGGGCAUGGCUCCGGUGGCCCACGUCCUGUUCAACAAAUUCAUGACCUUCAACCCCAAAAAUCCCGACUGGGUGAACCGCGAUCGUUUCGUUCUCUCAAACGGUCACGGCUGCAUGCUUCAGUAUGCGCUGCUCCACCUGUUCGGCUAUGGUGUCAGCAUUAACGACUUGAAGAACUUCCGACAAGUCGACAGCAUCACUCCCGGCCAUCCAGAGGCACAUGACACCCCGGGUGUUGAAGUGACCACUGGUCCCCUUGGUCAAGGCUUCGGGAACGCCGUUGGCCUCGCCAUUGCCCAACAGCAUACCGCGGCCGUGUUCAACAAGCCCGGUUUCGAUCUCAUCACCAACCACACCUAUGUUUUCUUCGGCGAUGGAUGUGCUAUGGAGGGUGUUUCCAGCGAGGCUGCCAGCAUGGCGGGUCAUUUGCAGCUGGGCAACUUGAUUGCCAUCUAUGACGACAACCACAUCUCCAUCGAUGGCGACACUGCUUGCGCCUUCACGGAGGACGUCCUGAAGCGAUUUGAAGCCUACGGCUGGCACACACUGACGGUCGAGAAGGGUGAUACUGAUUACCAGGGUAUCGAGGAGGCAAUCCGCCAGGCCAAGGCAGUCACGGACAAGCCUUCCGUCAUCAAGCUGAGGACCACGAUUGGGUUCGGCUCCAAGCUCGAGGGCACUGGUGGCGUGCACGGCAAUCCCUUGAAGGCCGAUGAUGCUAAGCAGGUGAAGCAGAAGUUCGGGUUCAAUCCGGACGAGAUGUUCGUCGUUCCCCAGGAGGUCUACGACAGGUAUAACAAGCACGCUGCUGAGGGUGCUGCCGCCGAAGAGGAGUGGAAGGCGUUGUUCGCGAAGUACGGACAGGAACACAAGGAUCUCCACACCGAUUUCGCACGCCGCUUGACCGGAGACCUCCCGGAGGGAUGGCAAACCAAGCUCCCCGUCUACAAGCCCAGCGAUGCCCCCGUUGCGUCCCGAAAGCUUUCCGAGGCGGUCCUGGAAGCCAUCCACGACACCGUCCCUGAGCUGCUCUCCGGUUCAGCCGAUUUGACUGGAUCGAACAACACACGGUGGAAGAACGCCGUCGACUUCCAGCCUCCAAGCACCAAGCUGGGCGACUGGAGCGGUCGGUAUCUGCGGUACGGUGUGCGCGAGCAUGCCAUGGCCGCGGCGAUGAAUGGACUGGCGGCAUACGGCACCAUCAUCCCUGCUGCCGGUACUUUCCUGAACUUCGUUUCGUACGCCGCCGGUGCCGUCCGUCUGUCGGCUCUUUCCCACCGCCGCGUCAUCUACAUCGCCACCCACGACUCGAUCGGUCUGGGAGAGGACGGCCCGACCCAUCAACCCAUCGAGACGCUCGCUCACUUCCGAGCCCUCCCCAACAUGAUGGUGUGGCGUCCGGCGGACGGCAACGAGACCAGCGCCGCAUACUACAUGGCGUUGACCAGCAAGGGCACCCCCAGCAUCAUCGCCCUGACCCGCCAAAACCUGCCGCAUCUCGAGAACUCGACCAUCGAAGGUGCCAGCAAGGGCGGUUACGUCCUCAAGGAGGACAAAGACGCCGCCAUCACCCUGGUCUCCACUGGCUCGGAGGUGUCCAUCUGCAUGGAGACCGUCAAGUUCCUCGCCGAGAAGGGCGUCAAGUCCCGCGUCGUGUCCAUGCCCUGCACGGAGAUCUUCGACGCGCAGCCGAAGGAGUACAAGAUCAGCGUCAUCCGCGCCGGCAUCCCGGCGUUGAGCGUCGAGGUCAUGAGCACCCUGGGCUGGGAGAAGUACAGCCACGAGCAGUUCGGACUGAACCGGUUCGGCGCCAGUGGACCGUACAAGCAGGUUUACGAGAAAUUCGAGUUCACGCCCGCGGGUAUCGCGAAGCGUGCGCUUGCGACUAUUGAGUUCUACAAGGAUGUCAAGCCGCUCCGCUCUCCGGUCGACCGGGCUUUCCAGCAGCUGAUAUAA
Messenger RNA from Eremomyces bilateralis CBS 781.70, 2055 nucleotides. Its product is annotated as transketolase. Gene Ontology annotation, cellular component: cytosol. Lineage: Eukaryota; Fungi; Ascomycota; Dothideomycetes; Eremomycetales; Eremomycetaceae. Gene Ontology annotation, molecular function: transketolase activity. The transcript has 6 exons. The record is from RefSeq and is a predicted model, not a curated record. Bases 1 to 2055 code for a protein of 684 amino acids. Gene Ontology annotation, biological process: pentose-phosphate shunt.